UGCAGCUCAUUAAAAUUCAGUCUUAUUCUAGUUCUGUCGGUUUCUACACUGCACGUGUUCUGGUGUUACCCGGCCGCGUCUCCUAAGGUGCUGGGGACGCUGGACCACCUCCUCACCCUGCUGAGCGGCUGCCCAGCCGGGAGGGACAGGAGCGGACGGCUGGUCUCUCUAAAGCCAGUUUUGGAGAAGGUGUUUGUGAAAAGGUCUUUUCGCAAUGGCGUCGGCACGGGGAUGAAAAAAACUUCCUUUCGAAGAGCCAAAUCCUGA
Artibeus jamaicensis (Jamaican fruit-eating bat) is the source of this 267-nucleotide messenger RNA. RefSeq names its product neuropeptide S (gene NPS). Gene Ontology annotation, cellular component: extracellular region. The transcript is spliced from 2 exons. The record is from RefSeq and is a predicted model, not a curated record. Gene Ontology annotation, biological process: positive regulation of synaptic transmission, glutamatergic; neuropeptide signaling pathway; positive regulation of action potential. The annotation marks the transcript as partial. Lineage: Eukaryota; Metazoa; Chordata; Mammalia; Chiroptera; Phyllostomidae.